AUGGUUCUGCCUCCUGCUGGACUCAACAACGCCAUCCCUCAGAGCCACUUCCCUUCCCACAGCAACGCUAGGCCUGUUCACGCUGGCAAUGGCUCUGCUGCCUUCAAGCACGACAACCCUCAAAGCCACCCGUCUGUUUACAACAACGUUGGCCGCAAGAACAAUGGCAACACCCCUCAUCGCGGUCAUCAGGUUGGUCAGAACAACCACAUGGCGAACCUCAACAACAGCAACAUGGGACCUCCCCAAGGCGACAAUAACCUUGCCCAGAACAACAGCACGGGUGUGCCUGGCCACAGCAAUGCUGCUGCCCCAACUCCAUCCAAUGCCGGCACAACACUUCAGGCCUAUUUCAAUCCUGUCACAGGCCAGACAAUGAGACUGGACGGAACCAUCUCGACUCCCCAUGAGUCGAAGAAGAAUAGGUAUGCCGAUCACUCCAUUUACAAUCAGUCGGAGCCGCGAAACUUUGCACCUCGUCCGAUGGGCAUCCCAGUCAUGUUUCCACCCCCUCCCAACUUCACCUCGGGCCCUGGGUCCAGCAGUCAAAUCGGCGACAUCAUCACCAACCAGGCAUUCACUGACCCCUUCACUUCGCCGGAUUUGUCUGCGAUCAACGCUGUCAACGAAGCAGCGUACUUCCUUGCCAACUUUCACGAGAUUGACUACAGCGAGUUGACUGAGGCUGAGCAGGAGUUGGAAGCCCAAUGGGGAUUGCUUCGAGACAAGCUCUCCGGACUCCGGACUAUGGGUUCCAAUGCCCUGAGAAGGUUGAUCAAUGGUGUUAACGGGAUCCCCACCACAUCGGUCCUACUCAAUGUCAUGAACUUUCCGUUCAUUGAGAGUUCCAGUCAGUCGAUGCCUGCUGUUUGGGGGGUCAUCAAAAUCAGCAACAUUCCAUUCGGCACAAUGCGAGCGGAGAUCAUCGCUAUGCUUGGCCGCAAUUCGAAAAUCAUCACCGAUGCGCAGGAGGGAAUCCAUAUCAUUAUGGAGCGGGUUACCUCGAAGACUGGGGAUGCUUUCGUCGAGUUCAACAGCAUUCAUGCUGCGGCUCGCACCGUCGAGCGCCAUCACGAGGCUAUCCGCAAGCACCGCCAACCUCGCUUGGGCGAUCGCCCCAUCAAGAUGACGAUGUCUAGUCAGAAGGAGCUCAUGGAGGCACUUUUCCCCUUGUGCCGCGGCGUGAAUUUCGACGAUGGCCACGUCACAUUGCUCCCUGAAGACCCCGAAAGCCCGUGGAACACUUUCCGCGGCUUUGUCAUGGCGGAAGAGUUGAACCUUCUCAUCAAGCACAUCGAGAUGCCUUCUCGCUCACCUUACUCCAAGGACUGUCCCCAGCGCCCUUUUGAGUCGAUGAUCUCCACGCUCAAAAAGCUGCCGUGGUACGCCUCUCAUCUGAUCACUCUUGAACAGCGUCAGAUCAUCUAUGAUGCAACCUUCCGGCUGAUCGAGUUCCUCGGUGAGCUCCUCCAGAAGGGUGAUGGGACCCCUGGAAAGCAUCGCCAGCAGACGGUUCUGAAUGAGCAGUUAUACAAGCGUCUUGUUCACGCAGCAAUGCUCUGCCCCGGAUUCUCUGUCCUCCAGAAGGACAACAUCGCCUACCUGGUGAACAUGUCCGGACCGGCCAUUGCCGAAUUCAACAUGCCCCCCUUCUCCGAGUGCUGGGCGCACCUGUACAACUUGUGCCCUCGCCCUGGUGUCCCGGUCGACGUGCUUGAGUGGUACAUCACCCUCAUCCGCGAGGAGACAGUUCGCUAUGUCAACACACUCCCGGCGUCGGUGCAGGCUUCUAUCAAGGAGCGUGCGAAGGAGGACAGUCUUUACUUCGGGUAUAUGUGGCACGAGAUCCAGCUUCCUCAGGGCAGGGAACUCGCCGCUAUGACUCUUCGGGACGUGGCUGAAAAGGAGCUGGAUGCCAUCAAGCGGAUCCUGGACCGAGCCGCCGCUAACGCCCACGCUCACCUGGUUACCGAUGCUGCUUACCAGCAUCCGGAUCACUACAUCGUGAUCUAA
This is a messenger RNA of Podospora pseudopauciseta, 2013 nucleotides long. RefSeq lists its product as uncharacterized. Lineage: Eukaryota; Fungi; Ascomycota; Sordariomycetes; Sordariales; Podosporaceae. Bases 1 to 2013 code for a protein of 670 amino acids. The transcript is spliced from 2 exons. Gene Ontology annotation, molecular function: nucleic acid binding. The record is from RefSeq and is a predicted model, not a curated record.